GUCGUCUUCUGUGUCACGACUAUCCAUAGCAACGUGCAUGUGAUGUGUGAUAUUUCUACUGCUCUAUAACUAAACAUGAUUUGGAGUGUCAGUUAUUUCCUUGUAAUAUUGACCGUUAUAAAUACACUCGAUGGCAAAGCUGUUGACUCGAUAAACAAUCAGAAAAGAGGAUUAUACUUUGGUCAUAUGAUAUCAUGUGAAACUGGGCGCAGUGCUGUCGAUUACCUGGACUAUGGUUGUUUCUGUGGUUUGGGUGGAAGAGGGACACCUGUGGAUGAACUUGACACAUGCUGCCACACACACGAUCAGUGUUACGGAGAUCUUCUGGACAGCGUGUGCAGUUUAUCACAUUCAAUAUAUUCCAUCACUUACAAGUAUCAUGGAUGUUCUGAUUGUGCUGAGCCUCAUGAGUACAGUUGGUGGGAUAGUUUUGGUUACGAGUCAGUCGCUUGUCGCAAAGCAUUGUGUGAUUGUGACGCUGCUGCUGCCAAAUGUUUCAAGAAAUCACAUUUUAACGACGAAUUUAAACAUUAUGAUUAUGAUAAAUGCUAGCUAGAUACAUGUGAUUUGUGAAUGCUUGAUGUUUGAAAUUA
Messenger RNA from Dendronephthya gigantea, 593 nucleotides. RefSeq names its product phospholipase A2 A2-actitoxin-Cgg2a-like. The transcript has 5 exons. Bases 76 to 552 code for a protein of 158 amino acids. The record is from RefSeq and is a predicted model, not a curated record. NCBI's taxonomy places the organism in Eukaryota, Metazoa, Cnidaria, Anthozoa, Malacalcyonacea, Nephtheidae. Gene Ontology annotation, biological process: arachidonate secretion; phospholipid metabolic process; lipid catabolic process. Gene Ontology annotation, molecular function: phospholipid binding; calcium ion binding.